Pieris macdunnoughi is the source of this 1020-nucleotide messenger RNA. Lineage: Eukaryota; Metazoa; Arthropoda; Insecta; Lepidoptera; Pieridae. The record is from the annotation of a GenBank genome assembly.
AUGAAGGUUUUCUUUCUUCUUUGCUUUCAUAUAAAUCAAUUAUGCAACUUGUCACUUGCAUAUAGAGAUAAAAGGCUAGAGAGAUCCUGCAAUCACUAUGAAAGAGGGAACUCUCCGCUCAUCUCUAGAAUGAAGUCCAUACCAGCCGUGUCUACCACGAUGUCUGAUGCUAUAAGUAACUCCGAACCGAAAGUAGAUGCAACAUCAAGUUCCAGUUCGGGAAAUUCAGACAAAUCUACCACAAAUUCAGAAGCAACGAAGCCGCCCUAUUCCUAUGUAGCGCUCAUAACAAUGGCUAUACAAAAUAGCGAAACGAAAAAGGCGACUCUCAGUGAAAUCUACGCAUAUAUUACAAAGGAAUUUCCAUACUUUCAAAAGAACAAAAAAGGCUGGCAGAAUUCCAUUCGACACAACUUGAGUCUUAACGAAUGCUUCGUCAAAGUACCACGGGAGGGCGGUGGCGAACGCAAAGGCAAUUACUGGACUCUUGAUCCACAAUGCGGUGACAUGUUUGAAAAUGGAAAUUUCCGACGGCGCCGCCGGAUGAAGAGACCUUUCCGUGGAACUCCUUAUGGCAAAGGACUGUAUGGAGAAACUUACCACACGGGUCCAAUGGGCCAACCGCAUGUGCAGUCCCUUUCCAUUUCCGCAAAUUACUUCGGGCCUGGCACCUACUCACCUUCUUAUCCUCCAUUUGACCCGAGUUGGCUAAGUCAACCGACAUCCAGCUUGGGCUAUGGAAGUGCUUGCUCGCCACACUCCAACAUUCAACACCAGGCGUCGCCGUUCGGAUCAUAUAUCACUCAGCAAUUACAAGAACAGUUGCAGAGUCCGCUACAACCCAUUCCAAUUUCUAUGAAUACGCCGUAUUCAAUGAGUUUUCCGAGUUUUGAUUCAUCACCUAACUCCGCUCCAUCAUACACGACGGGUGACAAUCACCCAAUAUCUCAUCACGAUGUUAGCGGCGGUGAUGGGCCUGCUCAUUACUGGGUGACAGGUAAAAUAAAUUUAAUAAUCUAG